Messenger RNA from Mus pahari (shrew mouse), 5499 nucleotides. It is a transcript of the gene Nceh1, whose product is annotated as neutral cholesterol ester hydrolase 1. NCBI's taxonomy places the organism in Eukaryota, Metazoa, Chordata, Mammalia, Rodentia, Muridae. The record is from RefSeq and is a predicted model, not a curated record. Gene Ontology annotation, cellular component: membrane. Gene Ontology annotation, molecular function: carboxylic ester hydrolase activity. The coding region runs from base 171 to 1397 and encodes 408 amino acids. The transcript is spliced from 5 exons.
GGAGGGGGCACAUCCGCGCUCCCACUUCCUCCCGACGCAGCCUGUGAUUGGCUCGCAGCCUGAGGAGGAACACGUGAAACAGCAGCUGCGGCUGGCAGAAACUUGCUGGUAGUCUCCGGGUAGCAUCGCAUCGUACCGCGGUCAGCUCCGGACAGCCCGGCCUGGGGACAAUGAGGUCGUCAUGCGUCCUACUGGCCGCUCUGCUGGCGCUGGCCGCCUACUACGUGUACAUCCCACUGCCCAGCGCGGUGUCCGACCCCUGGAAACUGAUGCUGCUGGACGCCACUUUCCGCGGCGCGCAGCAAGUGAGUAACCUGAUACAUUCCCUGGGACUGAGCCACCAUCUGAUCACACUGAAUUUCAUCAUCAUCUCUUUCGGCAAGCAAAGUGCAAGGUCUUCUCUGAAAGUGAAGGUGACGGACACCGACUUCGAUGGGGUAGAAGUCCGAGUGUUUGAAGGUUCUCCGAAACCGGAAGAGCCGCUGCGACGCAGCAUCAUCUAUAUCCACGGAGGAGGCUGGGCCCUGGCUAGUGCAAAAAUCAGCUACUAUGACCAACUGUGCACAGCAAUGGCUGAGGAACUGAACGCCGUCAUCGUUUCUAUUGAGUACAGGCUAGUCCCGCAGGUUUAUUUUCCGGAGCAAAUCCAUGAUGUCAUCCGUGCCACUAAAUAUUUCCUGCAGCCGGAAGUCUUAGACAAGUACAAGGUCGACCCUGGAAGAGUCGGUAUUUCUGGAGACAGUGCCGGUGGGAAUCUGGCCGCCGCCCUUGGACAGCAGUUUACCUACGUUGCCAGCCUGAAGAAUAAGCUCAAACUGCAGGCUUUGAUCUACCCGGUCCUGCAGGCUUUGGACUUCAACACACCCUCUUACCAGCAGAGCAUGAACACUCCGAUCCUGCCACGCCACGUCAUGGUUAGGUACUGGGUAGACUACUUCAAGGGCAACUACGACUUUGUAGAGGCGAUGAUUGUGAACAAUCACACCUCACUUGAUGUAGAAAGGGCUGCAGCCCUCAGGGCCCGUCUUGACUGGACAUCCCUGUUGCCCUCGUCCAUCAAAAAGAACUACAAGCCUGUCAUGCAGACCACAGGUGACGCCAGGAUCGUCCAGGAGAUCCCUCAGCUGCUGGACGCCGCUGCUUCUCCGCUCAUCGCAGAGCAGGAAGUGCUUCAGGCCCUCCCGAAGACCUACAUCCUCACGUGCGAGCAUGACGUCCUGCGGGAUGAUGGGAUCAUGUACGCCAAGCGCUUGGAGAGUGCGGGUGUGAACGUGACCUUGGACCACUUUGAGGACGGCUUCCACGGUUGUAUGAUUUUUACAAGCUGGCCGACUAACUUCUCCGUGGGAAUCCGGACUAGGAAUAGUUACAUCAAAUGGCUGGAUCAAAACCUGUGACAGAGGAAAGUCCUCAGACGCACGAAGCUCUUGACCUCCGUUUGCUUUGGAAAACAAAAACCCUGCGCAUUUCAAUCAUCUGCACCUUUUCCUCGGUUCGCAUUAGUCCUGAAAUCUGUACCCUAUAGACCUUAUAAUAAUUUACAAAGUGACUCUGACUAACGCGGUAAAAAAAAAAACAUCUGAACUUGGUUUCCCAAAUGACUCGGUUUUUGCUGUUCUUUUUUGAAGCCCGAGCGCUAGGUAGGAAUAGCCACAGUUUGAGGAGCUAGGAAUAGCCUUAGGUCGCGCUUCUGUUGUGUGCUUUCCAGAAGCAGUUUUUACAACUGUAGGCGAGGUAGCAAAUUCUGAGGAACCACAACAACACAGCCAGGAGCCUUUCUUCAGUUUGCUCAGGUUGACGCGGGCUGCAGAGCAGCUCUAGUGGACACGCUGAGGCCAGCCCUCGGGACUGCGUAGCCUCUGCCUCCCAGGAGGUUGUCUUUCCUGUGGGAAUUCUGACAGGAUUUCUAGCAAGACAGAUUUCUUCUUGAAAGCUUUUCAGGAGUAUGAAUUUUCUGAGCUAGCUGCUGUAAAUUCAGUGAGGCUAAAGGGAUACUUCAGAGUUACUUUCUUCUCCUAAGAAAACGCGAGGCUACAUGCACUGGAUAUGUCCUUGGGAAAACCUUUUGGGAACAAACUUAUUUAACUGUAGAGUAAGUUUGGUAGUAAGUAAAGGUAGAAAAAUAAUGGUCUGUUGUUACUUAAGAAUACCCCUGGCAUAAGUUACUAGAAGUGGUGUGUAUAUAUUCGGGACAGUAAGGAAAUAAAUUAUGUUUAAUAAUAGCUUAAGAUGACUAGCAAUGCCUGUAGAAGGCUUUGUCCAUUUCUGGUAGAAGGCCUAGUGCAUUGAAAACUCAAACUUUUCACUCGUAGCUGAAAAUGGGACUAUUUUGGUAUAGCAGUUGUUUAUGUUUUAAGUUAUUUAAUGUUAAUAUAUAUAGCUGAACAGGGUUUUCUGAAAAAUAUAAAAAUUUUAAGAUAAAAGGUAUUUUAAAAAGAAGACUAUCAUAAAGUUAUAUCCACAUGUAAUUUUUUGAGGAGAUAGAUAAGAAUAGUAGCACCACAUAUAAGUAAGGGUCAAAUACUUUGAUAUUUAUCUGCAUAUGCAAAUUAAAAUCAUUAGAAAUUUUCUACCUAGUAAGUCAUGUUGUACUAGGUACAUGAUGCUGGUUGGCCAUCCUUAAUCCAAAAUUUUGAGUCAAGUCUUAUAAGUGGAAAAUUCCAAUGAACGUUUAUUUUGUAUAUAAAAUUAUUAAACCUAUUGUGUGAAGCUACCCUCAGGCUAUGUAGAUCAGAAGUAUAAAAAGCACAAGUGAAUAUCUCAAUUAGAUUUGGGUUCUAUUCUCAAGAUAUUUUAUUAUGUAUAUUCAAAUAUUCUAAUGUCUAGAAAGACUAAAACCCUGGGUACUCUGGUCCCGAGUUGUUCAGAUGAGGGAGAGCCUUAGAUAAGACUCACUCUGCCCACGCUGGCCAGGGGAACCCUCAGGGGAAUCCUCUGGGUGAGGGCAGAGGCUAGCCCACUGCCUGUUCUUCUUAGUUCUCUUUCCACUACUCUCCUGAAGUUCUAACUGCCGAGCCUUCCCUUCAGAGAAGGUCUUCACUGCCAGGGUGGGCAUCUUGCAUAGUAAGGGAUUCCUGUCACCCCGCUUCUGCCAAUAGUCCGUGCUAUGCUGAGGGGCAGUACAGAGAACACUUAGCCAAGUCCUGAUCCAGUUCGUCAUGAAGAGAGCAGGACCUUUCCGCUCUAUGAAGGGUGUGUGUGUUUCCAGUUUCCAGUUUCCAGCAGCAAGAUAGCAAGUGGAAAUCUGCACACUGACUCUUCAUUUAUCGUAAAAGCUACAGCACCUUUAUGUAUAAAACACUGUAACUAUGUGUGUGUGUUUAUGUGUGUGAGUGAGCAUGUGCUGUCUGCAUAUGGACAUAACUGCACAGGCUACCUUGCUGAUGUGCCCAUGUCACUGGUCUCCCUUUUAGCUAAAACCUGAGAGUAGAAUAACCUGAUCUUUGAGGCCUCUUCCAAUAUUAGUCUUUUCUAAGGUAAUUUUUAGUAGGUCAUAAUUCAGUAUACACUAACCUACUCAUCUCUGAAGACCGACUUUGCUUAUAAUUUUUUUUAAUUGGCCACAUAGCAUUAAUGCCUCCACAGGGUUACUGUGGUUCACAUUUAGGAUAUAAAUUGAUACCCAUCUUCAGCUGAGGUUGUUUUGGGGGGCAGGAAUCACAGUGUUUUUUAAACCGGAUAUUUUCAUUCCUAUUUGAGUGACAGCCAUCUUUUAAGGUGCUGGGCACAGAACCCCAGGCCUUACAUACUUGGCAAGUACUUUACCCCCAAGCUACACCGGAAGAUCCAUUCCUGGUCUCUUCUGCACCAUUUAAAGGGGGGAACUAUAUUUUGACUUUAUCUACCUCUGAGAAAGAGGAAAAUGUAAUUAUUCACAGAGUUUCUCAAAAUGGCAUCUCUCUUCCCAAACUGUGAGCCAAAUUCUGCAGAAAUCAUAGACAGUAAAUGGUGGCAGAUAUCUGAAGGGGUCUCAAAGAUGCAAGAGAACAUGGGGGGCAAAAGGGCCACCCACCCUAUCUGAUGACAUAUGUGGGUUUCGUUGUUCUUUGGAGUUUUAUUCUUCCAGGUACGGUAUGCUCUACAGCCUGAUGUCUUCAGUCUGAGAUAGCCUGGCUUCGCUUUCCUGUGUUAUGAAAAGGUCACACUUUGGGGUACUGACGGGAAAUCUCGAGGUGCUGCAGAGGACAGUGAACACCUCUUGGUGUUUUUCUGUUUAUCUGUGAGGACUCCUAGACUUACAGAACGAUGCCGAAUGGAAUGCUUUGUGCAUGACCUUUUAACCUUUGACUUUUGCCAGUUCCCCACUGCAAAAGGGGAAGGCAGAUUUUAUGAAGAGUUUUAGGAAUAAAUACAUUUUAUAGAAUGGAAACCCGAGUAUGGUACUGGGGAAGUUUAUUUAUGCUUGCAAUCUUGUUUGGAAAUAAAAUGGGUCUGUCUGGAAGCACGCCUCCGGCCCUCCCCUUGCCUGCACUGUCUGGUUCCAACUGGAACCACUGACCCCUUCCUUUCUUUGUAUCCAGGUCACAGCCCCAAAUCUUCUUCCCCUAGACUAACUGUUACUGUAAUUUUGUCACAGACAGGUGGGUCUGUGACCUUCCAGAUGACACUACGUUCCCCUGUCCACGUGAAACCUUCUGUGGAUGGGCAAUAGAGUCCCCUCUCUGUCCGCAGUGCUGAUAUUAGAAAAGAUGAGUGUGGACUUGAGCCACCUCAGCCAGAGAAGUAUCAGUAGUGAAAACAAAUUCUAAAGCUGCUGUGUCUCCCCAUUUCAUUCUAUUAUCCUAUUUCAUACUUGAAUGUAUAAUGCUAAGUUCUGUUGCUGGGAAGAGCCAUGACCAAGGCAACUGUUAAAACACAAAGUAACUGCUGGGGCUUGCUUAUAGUCUCAGAGGUUUAGUAUGGUAUCAACAUGAUACAUUCCACUCUCUGGUCCCCACAGGCUGGUAGCGAUAUCACACUGUAAAAAUGCAUUCAGUCCACCCUCAAAAGUCCCCAUAGCCUUUCAGCCUCAACACCGUUUCAAAGCCCAAAGUCCCUUCUGAACUCGUGGCAACCUCUUAACGGAAACCCCUGUAAAAUCAAACUAAAAAAGCAGAUCACAGGCUUCCAGCAUAUGGCACAGGAUAUACAUUACCAUUCCAAAAGGGAGGGAUGACAGCGGUAGUGAGGAGAUACUGGACCAAAGCAAGACUGAAAGCCAGCUACGCAAUCUCCAAAUUCUGUAUCCAUGUCUGAUGUCAAAGCGCUCUUCUGAUCUCCGACUCUUCAGCCUUGUUGACAAGCACACUCCUCCCUCCUGCGCAGGCUCCACAUCUUGUUAUCAGCUUUCCUUGGCAGGUGUCCCAUGGCUGUGGCAUCUGCAUCAUCUUGGGGGUUCCAGGGAAGCCCAGGUUUCCCCUGUAUACUUCACACAUGGCCUCUCUGGCCUUCCAUGUAGAGACACCUCUGACAUAUACCUAGCCUCAGGAGCUUUCCUAAGAUGGAGAGGAAGAUUCCAGA